AAACUCAAUGAUGCUAUCUUUUAUAACGAAAUUAAAAUAAACAAUGCCGAUUUACAGUAUUUCUCAUGGAAAAAUAUGCGAGAUAAAAUACAAGCCUUAAAAGUAAAUUAUAAAACUACAGUGGAUUGGCAUCUCAACACCGGAAUUUUGAAAACCAAGGAUUUCAAUUCUAAUCACAUUACCACCAUAUGCCCUUUCUUCAAGGAACUGGACAAAAUUUUUGGUACUAGCAGUUUCAAAACUUUGGAAAAUCAGACGAAUUGGAACAACAGCCCGGCUUCAUACUCAAUUUCGUUGCAGAAAGAAAGAUCAAAUCUUAACAAAACUGCAUUAGAGAUUAACGCAAAUGUCGAAAAAGAAAAAAUAAAACUUAAUAUAAGAAAAAAAGAAUUUAAUGAAUUUGUAGAAAAAGUUAAAUUGUGCAUGAAUAAGAAAAAGUUGGAAAUAGAACGCAAAAAAUUGGAACAAGAAGCGAUGAUUAAACUGAAGGAAAUAGAAUCCAAAGAAAGAAUUGAAACUUUGCGUAUUAAAAGAAAAUUUGAAUUAACGAAAUAUGAACUAGAACUGAAAUAUAAAUGUAUUAAAGUUGAUUAGUUCAUGUAUAGAAAUUUAUUAAAGUUAUA
This is a messenger RNA of Teleopsis dalmanni, 623 nucleotides long. RefSeq lists its product as uncharacterized. The record is from RefSeq and is a predicted model, not a curated record. The coding region runs from base 76 to 594 and encodes 172 amino acids. NCBI's taxonomy places the organism in Eukaryota, Metazoa, Arthropoda, Insecta, Diptera, Diopsidae. The transcript has 2 exons.